Anolis sagrei ordinatus is the source of this 5126-nucleotide messenger RNA. RefSeq names its product PBX homeobox 3 (gene PBX3). Gene Ontology annotation, cellular component: nucleus. Gene Ontology annotation, molecular function: DNA-binding transcription factor activity, RNA polymerase II-specific; RNA polymerase II cis-regulatory region sequence-specific DNA binding. The record is from RefSeq and is a predicted model, not a curated record. Gene Ontology annotation, biological process: eye development; embryonic organ development; animal organ morphogenesis. NCBI's taxonomy places the organism in Eukaryota, Metazoa, Chordata, Lepidosauria, Squamata, Anolidae.
CUUCCUCCUCCUCUUCAUCUUCUUCCUCCUCCUCCUCCCCAUCUUCUUCUUCCCCUUCCUUCCUCCUCCUUCCUGCUCUCUUCCUGGGCCAUGGACGAGCAGACGAGGAUGCUGCAGACCUUGGCGGGGGUGAACCUGGCGGGGCACCCGGUUCCCGGGGGAGGGAUGCCCUUGCCCCCCCCUCACGGGCACGAGGUCCCCGACGGCGGCGACGGGCGCAAGCAGGACAUCGGCGACAUCCUCCACCAGAUCAUGACCAUCACCGACCAGAGCCUGGACGAGGCGCAAGCAAAGAAGCAUGCACUCAAUUGCCACAGAAUGAAGCCGGCUUUGUUCAGCGUCCUUUGCGAAAUCAAAGAGAAAACAGGUCUCAGCAUCCGAGGCGCUCAAGAGGAAGACCCCCCUGACCCCCAACUAAUGCGGUUGGACAAUAUGCUUCUCGCAGAAGGGGUUUCAGGUCCUGAGAAAGGUGGCGGAUCAGCGGCGGCGGCAGCGGCAGCGGCAGCAUCCGGCGGAAGUUCAGAUAACUCCAUCGAACACUCAGAUUACAGGGCAAAAUUGACCCAGAUUCGGCAGAUCUAUCAUACGGAGCUGGAGAAAUACGAACAGGCCUGCAAUGAAUUCACCACACACGUGAUGAACCUUCUCAGAGAGCAAAGUCGGACACGGCCCAUUUCUCCAAAGGAGAUCGAGAGGAUGGUGGGCAUCAUCCAUCGGAAAUUCAGCUCCAUCCAGAUGCAGCUCAAACAAAGCACUUGUGAAGCAGUCAUGAUCUUGAGAUCGCGGUUCCUUGACGCCAGGCGGAAACGGCGCAACUUCAGCAAACAAGCCACAGAAAUCUUGAACGAAUAUUUUUACUCUCACCUCAGCAAUCCUUACCCUAGUGAAGAAGCCAAAGAAGAGCUGGCAAAGAAAUGCAGCAUCACAGUAUCACAGGUAUCUAACUGGUUUGGCAACAAGAGAAUCAGGUACAAGAAGAACAUAGGGAAAUUUCAGGAAGAAGCCAACCUCUACGCAGCAAAAACAGCGGUGACGGCCGCACACGCUGUAGCAGCAGCUGUCCAAAACAACCAGACAAACUCCCCCACUACGCCAAACUCUGGUUCUUCGGGUUCUUUUAACCUCCCUAAUUCUGGGGACAUGUUCAUGAACAUGCAGAGUCUGAAUGGGGAUUCUUACCAGGGGGCCCAAGUCGGAGCCAAUGUGCAAUCACAGGUGGAUACCCUGCGUCAUGUUAUCAAUCAGACGGGAGGCUACAGUGAUGGUUUGGGAGGAAAUUCGCUGUACAGUCCACAUAAUUUAAAUGCAAAUGGAGGCUGGCAAGAUGCGACCACUCCAUCUUCUGUGACCUCUCCAACAGAAGGCCCGGGAAGCGUGCAUUCAGACACCUCUAACUAACCCCUUCCUGACACUUUUUGUCUCAUUCUCCUGAAGCUGGGAGGCCUUUGUCUCGUGGGUUUGGAUUCCCCGAAGGAAAACAAGGAAACCAUGACAUAAAAUAAAGGAUUUUCUCUUCUUCUUUGUUUUGGAUAGCCUACCAUGGAUGGCUUUACUGUAAACCUUGUUGUACCAGAGAACUCGAUGACUCUGUUGCGUGUGUGUGUUCUUUUUUUUUUUUACAUAUAUAUAUAUUUUAUGUUAAAGAUCUCUUAAUCAUUUGUAUAUGUCCUUAAAUAUCACAAAGAGGCGCACACUCACACACAACGUUCAAGAAGAAUAAAACAACCAAGCACUUUAUCCAGCUAGGCCACAAUUUAACAUUGUUUGUAGCCCCAGAAGUAUUUGAUGAAGAAUAAGUUAUUAUCAACGGGCUUCAGAAGGAGGGCCAACAUGCCAUUGACUUCUUGGUUUCACAGAAGACGUCAUGGUAGGGUCCUCAUACCUAACUGAACCCCCAUUUCAAUUUGGAUUUCAGAACCCAAUCCGUUUUUUAAUUUUCCACAUCUCCUUUCUCCUCAUAUUGACAACCGUUGACUUUUCCAGGCUUCCAUGAUUCAUCAUUUGUUGGGAUCCACUGUCUUAUCAAAGCUACUUAGACCUAGGGUCCUCCAACUUUGAGUUUUGGACAUCAGCUCCCAGUAGCCUUGGCCAACCAUCAAUGAUGUUGGCCAACGCUACUGAGAACCAGGGUCUACAACUAUCUAGAGGUCCAAAGCCCAGAAUCUGUUAAUUCAGCAAUGUUCUUCUAGAACAUGGCCAUACAACCCGAAAAACCUACAACAACCCAAUUCAGCAGUGGUUCUCAACUGGUGGGUCCCCAGGUGGUAAACUGGGAAAUUCCAUCCAGUUUACCAGCUGUUAGGAUUUCUCGGAGUUGAAGGCCAACACAUCUAGGGACCCACAGGUUGAGAACCACUCAUUUAGGGCCUUUACAAAGAACAACUCUUGUACUCUUGUAUAAGUUGACCUCAUGUAUAAGUCAAUGACAGGUUUGGGAACUAAAAUCAUGGAUUUUGAUAAGAUUAGUGGACAAAUCGAGGGUUAUUCCAUAGAGAGGGAAAUGUUUUAGGAGCUCGGUUCUUCUGGACACUAAUUUUCAUGUCCAGGUAUUUACAGAGGCCAGAAAUGAUGCCAGAGAUAGUAGAGGAGGAUGCUGGAGAUAGUAGAGGUGGAGAUAGUAGAGGGGGUCAGUGCUUAUGGGAUUUUGGCCUGCAUCAAUAGAAGUCUAGUGCCUACAUCCAGGGAAGUCAUGCUCCCCCUCGAUUCUGCCUUGGUCAGACCACACCUGGAAUCACACCGUGUCCAAUUCUGGGUACCACGAUUGAAGGGAGAUGUUGACAAGCUGGAAUGUGUCCAGAGAAGGGUGACUCAAAUGAUCAAGGGUAUGGAGAACAAGCCCUAUGAGGAGCAGCUUCAAGAGCUUGGCAUGUUUAGCCUGCAGAAGAGAAGGCUGAGAGGAGAAACGAUGAGGGCCAGUUUUCCUGCUUCUUGGCAGAAUGUAGUUGGACUGGAUGGCCCAUGAGGUCUUUUCCAACCCUAUGAUUCUAUUUAGUUUCUUCUUGCCUUUGGCCAAUCAUCUCAGAAAAGAGACAGUUCAUUUUUAGAUAAACGUUCCUUGGUUCCUUUUUAGAUAAGAGUCAACAGUAUUCACUAUGACCCAUGGAUAAGUUGACCCUGUUGUUUUCAGUGGAAUUUUUGACAAAAAUCUCUAGACUUAUACAUGAGUAUAUAGCAGUGUUUCUCAACCUGUGGGUCACCAGAUGUUUUGGCCUUCAACUCCCAGAAAUCCGAGCCAGUUUACCAGCUGUUAGGAUUUCUGGGAGUUGAAGGCCAAAACAUCUGGGGACCCACAUGUUGAGAAACACUGGUAUGUGGGUGUUUUUGUUCCAUUUCUCCCUAUGUUGACAUUCAUUCUUAGAUUGGUGCCUCCACGCUUCCUUGAUUUGCUUUUUGUUGAGACCCAUUGUGGUUCUCCAACUUGGGUCUCUUAAGGGUUUUGGACUUGUGGUUCUCCAGCUUGGGUCUUCUAAGGGUUCCCUAACUUGGGUCUCCUAAGGGUGGUUCUCCAACUUAGGUCUCCUAAGGGUUUUGGACUUGUGGUUCUCCAGCUUGGGUCUCCUAAGGGUUUUGGACUUGUGGUUCUCCAGCUUGGGUCUCCUAAGGGUUCUCUAACUUGGGUCUCCUAAGGGUGGUUCACCAACUUGGGUCUCCUAAGGGUUUUGGAAUUGUGGUUCUCCAACUUGGGUCUUCUAAGGGUUUUGGACUUGUGGUUCUCCAGCUUGGGUCUCCUAAGGGUUUUGGACUUGUGGUUCUCCAACUUGGGUCUCCUAAGAGUUCUCCAACUUGGGUCUCCUAAGAGUUUUGGACCUGUGGUUCUCCAACUUGGGUCUCCUAAGGGUUUUGGACUUCAGUUCCCAGCGUUCCCAACUGUGUUGUCUGAGAUUCCAAAAUAUCUGAAGGACCAAAGCCUGGGGCCUUCAAAGGACUACUUCUUUCCUCCUCCUCUUUGCUUGAAUCCCAUCCUCCUUCUUGUCGGUCAUUGUUGGACAGAGAUGGUCCAUCGGAGGCAAAACAGCUUGCCACCCCCCAUUUGCAGAAAGCAACGAGACGGACCCGGCAAAAAUUGGGUGCCGUUCUUCCGAAUCUUGUACAUAGUGUAGCAAAAGAGUAUUUAUACAUCUCACCAAUCGAAACACAGCUUUAUUACCUCAUGCGAAACUCAUAACGAACCAAUAGAAACAUGUUCUUUAGCUUAGAGUGCUCACUACUACCUCUAAAUAAAAACCCAGCUCUUCCCAAACUUGGCAAGGCCAGACUCCAACUCCCAUCAUCCCUAGACAUGGAAGGGAUGGGAUUUGUAGUUGGCGUGUGCCGGGUUUGGAGAACGGCUGCUCUAAACAAUAUUCACACUGUAGUUUGUCUCUCUCUCUUUCUCUCUCUCUCUUUGAAAUAAAUUUUUUAACGAAAUCCCGAUUUUUCUUUCCCUCUUUUUGGCAUCUUGUAAUUAACUCUUUUGUCUCCCUUCAUGACAUGUAAUAUACAUUGUAAUCUUUGAAAUAUUAAAUAACGGCAGCCGCGGCGUUUUUAAUAAUAAUGGUAAAUAAUCAUCCGGGUUGCGUUGGCAACUUUUCGAGAGACAAUUUCGAAGAAAAAAAAACAUGAAAAGAAAAGAAAAAAAAGAAGAAGGCUUCGAAGCGGAAACAUGGGGUCUUUUGGGUUCGACACGGAACAGCAGCGAAAACUGUUUGUAAAUACAAAGAAAACAUUUUGAAUGUUCUUCAUCUUGUUCCUAUACUGAUUUCACGCAAAAGAAAAAGAGAAAAAAAAUCAAACCAAUAACGGAUUGUAAAACAGAGAAGUCUCAGUAUUCAGUACUGUAUAUUUCACCCUUGUAUAAUUGGGGGGCGGGCGGGGCGGGGAUCCUAAUUUUUCUUUUUCGGUUCCUUUUUUCUUUCCUUUUUCCUUCUCUCUUUUUAUAUUGUAUGCGAUUCUGAAACUGAUUGACUCAAUGAAAAAAAAGAAAAAGAAAGAAUAAUAAUAAUUUGUGGCCGUGAUUCUAAUGUAUUAAACCGUUUCGUGUUACUUUCUUAACUGGAUUACACCCCCGAAUUGAAGAGUCUUCCUCGUGGUAGUUCAAUGUAGUUUCGAAUCAUGAAUAAAAUUUUUUUUGCUUUCAUGACCCAAAA